AACAUCAUAAGUAAAGCAUCAUUUUAGUCUUAGCGAAGCCUGCCCACAAUUGAAUCUGUUCCACCGUCGCUGCUGCCACCACACUUGAAGCAGUGCUCAGUUUCAUUGGACUGGAAACACGCUCACCGUAGUCUUUAAUGGCUGGAGAGGGAUCGGCUGUCACAGAGGAGGAGAUAACGCUGACUGUGAAAUGGAGCGGAAAAGAGUACACUGUCCGAGUUUGCGGCGACGAUUCCGUCAGUGAGUUAAAGCGGCGAAUCAGCCAACUCACCAAUGUCUUGCCCAAACGCCAGAAGCUUCUCUACCCCAAACUCCUCGCUUCCAAGCUCGCCGAUGACUCUGUCUUGCUUUCUCAACUCCCACUCAAGUCUUCUCUGAAGAUGACCAUGAUUGGUACUGUGGAAGAUGAAAUCAUAGUGGACCAAUUGGAGUCUCCGGAGAUUGUUGAUGACUUUGAGCUUGGCCAAGAUGAAGCAGUCGAUAUCAAAGACAAGGAGGUUAAUAAGCAGAAAUUGAGGAGGCGCAUAGAUCAAUACAAGAUUGAUCUUCGGAAUCCAUGCCGUGAGGGGAAGAAACUGCUUGUUUUGGAUAUUGAUUAUACUCUAUUUGACCACCGGUCUACGGCUGAAAACCCUCUUCAACUUAUGCGCCCUUAUCUUCAUGAAUUUCUUACGGCUGCUUAUGCGGAAUAUGAUAUCAUGAUUUGGUCUGCAACCAGCAUGAAGUGGGUUGAAUUGAAAAUGGGACAACUUGGAGUACUCAACAAUCCUAACUACAAAAUCACAGCUCUUCUAGACCACUUAGCAAUGAUUACUGUCCAAUCAGAUACUCGCGGAAUCUUCGAUUGCAAGCCUCUAGGCUUGAUUUGGGCUCAUUUUCCUGAGUUCUACAGCUCAAAAAAUACUAUCAUGUUCGAUGACCUGAGAAGAAAUUUUGUGAUGAAUCCUCAAAAUGGCUUGACAAUCAAGCCAUUCAAGAGGGCUCAUUCAAGCCGUGAGAGUGAUCAAGAACUUGUGCGACUAACCGAAUAUUUACUUGCCAUUGCUGAACUUGAUGACUUAAGCACCCUAGAUCAUAGUAAAUGGCAGUUUUUUAACGAGGACAGUGUGAAAAGACGGAGGCAUGCUUGAUUAAGAGUAAGAAUUUUGGAAGUCUUUAGUUUGUUGCUCAUCUCCACUAUUUGAGGGAUGUCAACUUUUGUUUCUGAUAAAGUUCAAGCGUCCCUUUUUUCCCUCCAUGGUGAUGGUGGUGUGAAUUAUUAUUUGUCAUUUCUGUUAAAAUUUAUGUGUUUGAAUGGUAAAGAGCUGCUCUUCAAUUAUUGAGAGGAUUUCUGACUA
Humulus lupulus (European hop) is the source of this 1337-nucleotide messenger RNA. RefSeq names its product ubiquitin-like domain-containing CTD phosphatase. Bases 138 to 1130 code for a protein of 330 amino acids. Gene Ontology annotation, molecular function: phosphoprotein phosphatase activity; protein binding. Gene Ontology annotation, cellular component: nucleus. The record is from RefSeq and is a predicted model, not a curated record. The transcript is spliced from 7 exons. Lineage: Eukaryota; Viridiplantae; Streptophyta; Magnoliopsida; Rosales; Cannabaceae.